UACCCUCUCCGUCUUUUUCCUUUUCGUCUUCUUCCAAUCCCGAGGAGGAUAUAGCAGACGGCAGCUAUAUCCUCUCAAUCAUAAGCAGAAAAUUUGAGAAAGGGAAUUAAAAAAAGCGUGGAAGAAUUAAGUUCCUUUGCGAAACACCAAGAAAGAGAAAGUGGGGAAUUCUCGUAUGUGGGUGUUUGACAAGUGGGGAAGACGGUGGAAACAGAAAUCAGCUUUGUGAUGGGAUUAAGACCAUCAGCAGAAGAAACGGAGACAUGUCAUGGUGCAAUAACCCAGAAGACGACACAGGAACUCUAAACUUAGUAACAGUAGCCGCCACCACUUCCGCUCCCUACCUGAAAAUCCAUGAAAUCUCAACCAUUGUUUGCCCUUCAUGUGGCUAUAACAUACCCUACCAAGAUCAGACGGGAAUUCAUGAUUUGCCAGGGUUACCAGCGGGGGUGAAGUUCGAUCCGACUGACCAAGAAAUUUUAGAGCAUUUAGAGGCAAAAGUAAUAUCUGAUCUGCGCAAGCUUCAUCCCUUGCUUGAUGAGUUUAUUCCAAUGCUGGAAGGAGAAAAAGGGAUUUGCUAUACUCAUCCAGAGAAGCUUCCAGGAGUAAGCAAGGAUGGCCAAAUUCGACACUUCUUUCAUCGACCCUCCAAGGCAUACACAACGGGGACAAGGAAGAGAAGAAAAGUGCACACGGACGAAGAAGGGAACGAAACGAGGUGGCACAAAACGGGCAAGACCCGAGCAGUUUCGGCUGGUGGGAUAGUGAAGGGUUUCAAAAAGAUAUUGGUUCUCUACACCAAUUAUGGCAGGCAAAGGAAGCCCGAGAAGACAAACUGGGUGAUGCAUCAAUAUCACCUCGGCAACAACGAAGAAGAGAAAGAUGGGGAGUUAGUGGUUUCCAAAGUCUUUUACCAAACUCAACCCAGACAAUGCGGUCCAAGUAGCAGUGAUAAGUAUGCGCUGGAUAGAAAGCUUAAGAACCGAAGCCAGCAUCAAAGUCCAAUCAUGGCGCCUAAGACUAGUAGCGACUCGGGUCUUGUGGAGUACACCAAUCCACCUUUUGUUUCAUACGGUGAUGGUGGGUUUCAGCACCAUAACAGAGAAAGCCCACCUCAGCUAAUCUCAAAUCUGGUUGGUGGAUCCUCGUUGAUUCGAUUAACCUCUGAUACAAGCAAAGGGAGACUUGAAAGAAAAUAGCAGCAAUGGGAAAGAUGUGCUCCAUUUGGUUGUUGUUGUGGCAGCUGUUGCUUUGUAAUAGUCAAAUGAACCAUCAGAUUGUGAAUUUUGCUGAGGAAAGGAGAAUGUCUUCUUUCCUUGAAGAUUAAGGAGUCGGAUGCUUUGGAAGAUUUGCCCAUCAUGAGACCAUGCUCUUGAUCGCAAACAAGAUAUCUAGCUGGCAUUUGCAUAAUAUUUAUAUAUUCUUUGACCUUAUUUUAUAUAUAAUGUUUGAUAUAUGUAGUAGGACUGCCACAUAAAACUUCUACAAAUACUUGCUACAGGCUUAAUUAGUUUUUAUCAAUUAUCAUGCAACUAUUUUUAUUC
Molecule: messenger RNA, 1544 nt
Organism: Hibiscus syriacus
Lineage: Eukaryota; Viridiplantae; Streptophyta; Magnoliopsida; Malvales; Malvaceae
Product: NAC domain-containing protein 73-like
Exons: 4
Coding region: 264-1199 (311 amino acids)
Biological process (GO): regulation of DNA-templated transcription
Cellular component (GO): nucleus
Molecular function (GO): DNA-binding transcription factor activity; transcription cis-regulatory region binding
Source: RefSeq, a predicted model, not a curated record